UUAAAAAUGGCUGUUCGUGGUAGUGCUGGUGUUUCCUUUGUUUAGUAUUGGAAAUUUGGUUUGCAGAGUUUUCUGAAGAUGCCCAGCGCCUCUUUCACGGCCUCCAGGUCGUACGUGAGGAGAUCUCGCAGAAAAGGAGCUAAUAGAAUCCCCACACCUUCGAGAACAACGUCUGAACCAUGUGAGCCGUCUUGCCCGAUCCAGCCGCCGCACAACGUCCCCGCCCCGUCGGCCGUCUCCCCAGGCGGGCCGCAGUCGCUCGCCCCGCCCCCUGGCCCGAGCGCGGCAGGGGGCGGAGCCGUACCCGCCCCCCACCACCACUCCCCCUACGACCUGCGCCGUAAGUCGCCCACGUCGUCGUCGUCGCAUCACGCGCACGACGGGCCGGGACCGAGCACGAGCGCCGCGACUGCGGGUUCGCCCACCUCGCCGGCCACGCCCACCGCGCCUGCGCAGGGGUACGCCUGCGCGAUGUUGCCGGCGCGGAAGCGGCCGCGCCGGACCUGCUCCGCCUCCUACGAGAAUUGUACAAAUACUGCUGCACAUUAUCUGCAAUACGAACUCCCCGAUGAGGUAUUGCUCACGAUCUUCAACUAUCUAUUGGAACAAGACCUGUGCCGCGUUAGCCAGGUCUGCAAAAGAUUCCAAGCCAUAGCCAACGAUACUGAAUUAUGGAAACGUCUCUACCAGAGUGUAUACGAAUACGAUUUGCCAUUGUUCAAUCCGGCCCCAUGCCGUUUCGAAUUUGUCAGCCCAGAAGAGUCCGAUCUGGCCAAUCCAUGGAAGGAAUCCUUCAGGCAGCUCUAUCGCGGCAUUCACGUCAGACAGGGAUAUCAGGACGUCACGUUUAAGGGCCGCAAUCUCGUCUACUUCAAUACUGUUCAGGGUGCUCUCGACUAUGCGGACGAGCGUAGCGGUUCGAACAGCACUUCUGGAUCUGUGUCGGGGUCGUGCAGCAACCAUUCCUUGGAAGGGUCUUCUCAAGGGGCUCUUAUCUUCCUCCACGCCGGUACUUACCGGGGAGAGUUCCUGGUCAUCGAUUCGGACAUCGCCUUGAUAGGUGCGGCGGCUGGCAACGUUGCCGAAUCGGUCGUCCUCGAGCGCGAAUCCGAAUCGACGGUGAUGUUCGUCGAGGGCGCUAAGAACGCGUACGCCGGUCACGUGACGUUGAAGUUCUCGCCCGACGUCACGUCGACCGUGCCCCACCACAAGCACUACUGCCUCGAGGUGGGCGAGAAUUGCAGCCCCACCGUCGACCGUUGCAUCAUCAGGAGCACCUCCGUCGUUGGGGCGGCAGUGUGCGUUAGCGGCGUCGGCGCCAAUCCCGUCAUCCGCCAUUGCGACAUCAGCGAUUGCGAGAACGUCGGCUUGUACGUGACCGAUUACGCGCAAGGCACCUACGAGGACAACGAGAUCAGCCGGAACGCGCUCGCCGGCAUCUGGGUGAAGAACUACGCGAAUCCGAUCAUGCGCAGGAACCACAUCCAUCACGGCCGCGACGUCGGCAUAUUCACCUUCGAUAACGGAUUGGGUUAUUUCGAGGCCAACGACAUCCACAACAACCGCAUCGCCGGCUUCGAGGUGAAAGCCGGCGCCAACCCGACCGUCGUCCAUUGCGAGAUCCACCACGGCCAGACGGGCGGCAUCUACGUGCACGAGAACGGCCUCGGCCAGUUCAUCGACAACAAGAUCCACUCGAACAACUUCGCCGGCGUGUGGAUCACCUCGAACAGCAAUCCGACCAUCAGGCGCAACGAGAUCUACAACGGCCACCAAGGGGGCGUGUACAUAUUCGGCGAGGGGCGGGGCCUGAUCGAGCACAACAAUAUUUACGGAAACGCUCUGGCAGGCAUCCAGAUCCGGACGAACAGCGACCCGAUCGUGCGCCACAACAAGAUCCACCACGGCCAACAUGGCGGCAUCUACGUGCACGAGAAGGGCCAAGGGCUGAUCGAGGAGAACGAGGUGUACGCCAACACGCUGGCCGGCGUGUGGAUCACGACGGGCAGUACGCCGGUGCUGAGGAGGAACCGGAUCCACUCGGGCAAGCAGGUCGGGGUCUAUUUCUACGACAACGGGCACGGCAAACUGGAAGAUAACGACAUCUUCAACCACCUGUACUCGGGCGUCCAGAUACGGACGGGCAGCAACCCUGUGAUCAGAGGCAACAAGAUAUGGGGCGGACAAAAUGGCGGCGUGCUCGUAUACAACGGCGGCCUCGGGUUGCUCGAGCAGAACGAAAUUUUCGACAACGCGAUGGCCGGCGUCUGGAUCAAGACCGAUUCGAAUCCGACGCUGAAGCGCAACAAGAUAUUCGAUGGGAGAGAUGGGGGUAUUUGUAUAUUCAAUGGCGGCAAGGGGAUCCUCGAAGAGAACGACAUAUUUCGCAAUGCGCAAGCCGGCGUGUUGAUAUCGACGCAGAGCCACCCGAUCCUGCGCCGGAAUCGCAUUUUCGACGGUCUGGCGGCCGGCGUCGAAAUCACCAACAAUGCGACGGCGACGCUCGAGUUCAACCAGAUAUUCAACAACCGAUUUGGAGGGCUGUGCUUGGCCAGCGGCGUUCAGCCCAUUGUCAGGGGCAACAAGAUAUUCAACAAUCAGGACGCCGUGGAGAAGGCCGUGUCGAACGGGCAGUGCUUGUACAAGAUAUCUAGUUAUACGUCGUUUCCGAUGCACGAUUUUUACAGGUGUCAGACCUGCAACACCACAGACAGGAAUGCUAUCUGUGUGAACUGUAUCAAAACUUGCCAUGCUGGACAUGACGUCGAGUUUAUCAGGCAUGACAGAUUCUUCUGCGACUGCGGCGCCGGUACGCUGACCAAUCAGUGCCAGCUGCAAGGCGAGCCCACCCAGGAUACCGACACCCUGUACGACUCGGCCGCCCCCAUGGAGUCGCACACACUUAUGGUGAACUAG
Messenger RNA from Phaedon cochleariae (mustard beetle), 2916 nucleotides. The record is from the annotation of a GenBank genome assembly. Lineage: Eukaryota; Metazoa; Arthropoda; Insecta; Coleoptera; Chrysomelidae.